UCAAUAUCUGCCGAUGAAUUUAUAAAUCCCUUUAGUUGAUUAUAAAACACAUUUUCACCUCUUCCAAGCAGACGUAUUUUUCGUCAAACGAACACCACUUUAAAAUUGUAACUGGAAUGAAAGCAGGCUUCUGUUUUCUGCGCCAUUGGCUAGUUAAGUGGUGGGGAAGAAGUAUUGCAAGGUAGGAGCCUCAUGGCAAAAUCUGUAUGGUUUCUUCUUCCCUACUACGUUUCUAACUAAUGGCGUAGGUAGCCAAAGCCCCCUCGACUUCGUAAUUUUUAUGUCAUAGUUCGACAAAACUUCGUUUAAAUUAAGUAGCCACGCUGACAAUAGUGAAAUGUAGUAGAUAUAUCAUUCUAUUUUUAUAAUAUUAAUAUUUAAUCAAUUACACCUUAUAGUCAGUUUACGGAUCUGUGCAAACUAUCGACGAAGCAUAUCCAAGGAAAAAAAAGGAGUUGCUCUUUUGUAUAAGAGUUGAAAUCUCUUCCUUCAAGUAAAAAACUUCGUCCUCAGCGAUAUGCCACCAAAGUGCAAAUUUCAGGAAGGUGAAAAGGUUCUAUGCUUCCAUGGUCCACUCAUUUAUGAAGCAAAAUGUUUGAAGUCUUCUGUGACAAAAGAGAAGCAAAUCAAAUAUUUGAUUCACUAUGCAGGAUGGAAUAAGAAUUGGGACGAAUGGGUUCCUGAAAGUCGUGUGCUGAAAUACAAUGACACAAAUGUGCAAAAACAACGUGAAGUACAACGAGCACAUUCCAAUCAGCAACCCACUCAUAAAACUAAAAAAAGCAGUACUACAUCGAAAGCACAAUCUCGCAGAAGUGAGGGUGGCAGAGAGAAGGAUAAUGACAGUAGAGCAAGUACUCCAGUAGCCACUGUAGAAAAAACUAUUGGUCGUCCUAGCAAAAGUACAGGUGGAUCAUUGACACCUUCUUCUCACGACUCAGCAUCGGAUCCUCCACGAAAAAAGCGUAGUCGACUGGAACCUUCAGGAGAAGAAGAAUAUCAUACUAAAGUAGAAAUAAAAAUUAAGAUACCUGAAGAGCUUAAAGCUUUGCUAGUUGAUGACUGGGAGGCCAUUACAAAAAAUAACAAACUACCUCAAUUACCUGUUAGAAGUACAGUUGACAAAAUUUUGGAUGAUUUUGUAGAGUCAAGAGCUCCUGGAAAAGUUAAUGACCCUAGCAGAGAAAGUGCCUUAGAAGUAACAAAAGGUAUUCGCGAGUACUUCAAUACUUCACUGAGUCUACAAUUAUUGUACAAAUGGGAACGACCACAGUAUGCAGAAAUAAUUAAUGAGAAUCCAGAUACAUUGCCUAGCCAACUGUACGGAGCAUUUCAUCUAUUGAGAUUAUUUGUUAAACUUGGUGGUAUGCUAUCAUAUACUCCAUUAGAUGAGAGAAGUAUUCAGUUAUUGCUAACUCAUUUUCAUGAGUUCUUGCAGUAUAUGCAAAAGAACAGUGCAGAUUUAUUUAAUUUACAACAGGACUAUGUGGAAUCUCCCCUGGAAUAUAUUCGUAAGUGUAGUAUUUAAGUAAAAAAAAUAUUCAAGUAUUAUUUACGAGAAUAGUACGUGACAAAACAAAUGUUUGUACUGGAAUGUUGGAUAUCAGUACCAAGUACCUGUCAAUCACGUAUUUCAAGUAUUCACGUUGUGCGCAGUAUUA
This is a messenger RNA of Cephus cinctus (wheat stem sawfly), 1661 nucleotides long. It is a transcript of the gene MRG15, whose product is annotated as mortality factor 4-like protein 1. Gene Ontology annotation, biological process: regulation of DNA-templated transcription; chromatin organization. The coding region runs from base 518 to 1528 and encodes 336 amino acids. NCBI's taxonomy places the organism in Eukaryota, Metazoa, Arthropoda, Insecta, Hymenoptera, Cephidae. The record is from RefSeq and is a predicted model, not a curated record. The transcript is spliced from 7 exons. Gene Ontology annotation, cellular component: nucleus; NuA4 histone acetyltransferase complex.